AUGGCAAAAGAUAAAGCUUUAGGGCCUGAUGCUUUCCCACCAAAUUUCUUCCAAGCUAACUGGGAUCUUGUUGGAGAUGACAUUGUCAAGAUGGUGCAACACUUCUUCCUUUCUGGUCAUAUCCUAAAAGAGAUGAACUCUACAUUCAUUUCCCAAAUACCAAAGAUAGAAAGUCCUACUUCUCUAAGCCAUUUUAGACCUAUAAGCCUCUGCAACACUACCUACAAAAUCAUAUCCAAACUGUUAGAUCAAAGAAUGAAACCAUUCCCCAACAAAAUCAUUUCACCCUACCAAUCUGCUUUCAUUCCUGGGAGGCAAAUUUCUGACAAUAUUGUCAUUGCUCAUGAGCUCAUUCAUUCCAUGAGAUCCAAAAGAGGUGUCAAAGGUGAUAAAGGUAGUAUGGGGAUAAAGAUUGACAUGGUUAAGGAUUUUGACAGAAAUCUCUCUAGAACUCUUAUACAUUCUGAAGACCUUGGCAUCAUCUCUGGCAUAAAGAUCUGCAAGGGAGCCCCUUCUAUAAAUCAUCUUCUGUUUGCUGAUGAUUGUAUGGUGUUCUGCAAAGCCAACAAAAUUGAAGCUCAAAAUCUCAUGGACAUCCUCAACCUCUUUGGAGAUACUUCUGGCCAACUAAUCGAUUUCAAUAAAUCAGGAGUGUUUUUCAGUAGGAAUACUGAUCCUUCCCUUAUCCCUGCUAUCAGCAACAUAAUGGGAGUUAAAGUUCUGCAGCUGGAUGAUAAAUAUUUAGGAUCUCCACUAUUUACUCACCUAAGCAAAAUUAAGUCUUUCAGACCAAGGGUUGACAAGAUGAAGUUGAGACUCUCAAGUUGGAAAAAUGUACCUCUAAAUCCUGCUGGCAGGGAGAUUCUCAUCAAAACUGUUACCCCAAAAACCAGUAUCUUUCAAAUGAACUGCUUCAGAAUUCCUAAACAAACUUUUCAAGACUUAAACAAGCUACAAAGAUAUUUCUUUUGGGGCAAAAAUCUGGAAAACCCAACAGGCUACUACCCAAAGGCAUGGACAGCCAUAUACAAACCAAAGGAACUAAGUGGUUUAGGCUUCAUAAAUAUGGAACUUUUUAACAGAUCUAUGAUUAUAGAAAUUGGUUGGAGAUUGGAACAAGACAAGGAUUCUUUAUGGUAUCAACUAAUGGAUUCCAAGUACCUGAUGGGAGGAAAUAUUCUAAAUAUGGAUACAAAAGCCAAAUAUGGAAAUUCUUGGAUCUGGAAAGGUAUUCUUCAAGGCAUACAGAAUAUACAACAAUAUUGCUCUUGGAAAAUAGGCAAAGGGAACAGAAUAAAAAUCUGGGAGGAUUUAUGGAUCCCAAACUCCACGGAAAAGCUCAUAAAACCAGCUCACUGCCUACAGCAUAUUGAGAUGUUGAAACAUCUCAUGACACCCUCAGGAAAAUGGAAUGCUCAGCUAGUUCAACAAAUCUUUAGUAUAAACACUGCUCAAAUCAUCUUGUCUCAGGAAAUUCAUCCAGGGGCAGAUGAUACCAUGAGUUGGAACUUAAAUAAUACUGGAAAGUUUUCUGUCAAAGCCACACAAGACAAAGAUAGAUAA
Papaver somniferum (opium poppy) is the source of this 1563-nucleotide messenger RNA. RefSeq lists its product as uncharacterized. The record is from RefSeq and is a predicted model, not a curated record. The transcript has 2 exons. NCBI's taxonomy places the organism in Eukaryota, Viridiplantae, Streptophyta, Magnoliopsida, Ranunculales, Papaveraceae. The coding region runs from base 1 to 1563 and encodes 520 amino acids.